Hypoxylon fragiforme is the source of this 2068-nucleotide messenger RNA. Its product is annotated as seryl-tRNA synthetase. Gene Ontology annotation, molecular function: tRNA binding; ATP binding; serine-tRNA ligase activity. The record is from RefSeq and is a predicted model, not a curated record. Bases 199 to 1842 code for a protein of 547 amino acids. Gene Ontology annotation, biological process: mitochondrial seryl-tRNA aminoacylation. Gene Ontology annotation, cellular component: mitochondrion. NCBI's taxonomy places the organism in Eukaryota, Fungi, Ascomycota, Sordariomycetes, Xylariales, Hypoxylaceae. The transcript has a single exon.
ACAGAUUCUCGAAUCGAAUGAUUUAUAGAGCUCAUGAUUUAAAUUUCGACCUUUGAAUACAUACCUAACCUUACAUACCCUACAUACAUGUAGGUAUCAUUUUGCGUGAAUUCUUUCAACUUGUAUAUUUAUUCCUCUACCUACUUGUUCUUGUCAGGUAUCUUUGAACAACCACCAAGUUAAAUCAUCAUCAUCAUCAUGAUUAAAACAUCAAGAGCACCAUUUGUGUGUUUUCAAUGUCGUUUAAUUCGACCUCGAAGGACAUUGCGACUCUUUCGCAAUCCCCCGACCGCAUGCCCAUUCUCCAGCUCCAGUACUAAGUUUAGCUCUCAUACCACCUCUGACAGCAGUAAUACCACAUUUUCUGACAUCCCCAUCACACCUCGUCCGACAAAGGCACCGAAGCCAAAUGUAGACAUCAAACAUAUCCGCCAGAACCCUGACCUAUACGAGCAGAAUUGCUUAGAUAGGAAUUACAAACCCCAAAGCACAUAUCCCUCACGUAUAAUUGAGCUAUUUGCCCAAUGGCAGACCCGACAACGAGAAGGCCGCAGCUUGCGCGAACGGGGCAACCUCCUUCGCCGACAAAUUGCGAACCCGGUCAGCUUGCAGCAUGAAGACGAGGAGAGUGGCUCUAACCCCACCGAGGCGACCGGCGAAGAAGACCAGGAAAUGACUAGAGAACAACUCAUAGAAGAAGCGCGCAUAAUUAAAGAAAAGCUUUCGUCUAUUGAGAAGGACGAGGCCCGUCUCGAGGCUCAAAUGACUGAGUUGGCUCUUGCGAUUCCGAAUUUAACUAGACCCGAGGCGCCCCGUGGUACGGAACCCCGUGUUCUGAGCUAUAUCAAUGAGCAUCCGGAGCCUGCCGCCUCGUCCUCCGACCGAGUUUGGAGGUCUCACGUGCACAUCGGCUCCGAGCUCGGGCUUCUGGACUUUGCCGGUGCCGCUACCGCCUCUGGCUGGGGUUGGUAUUAUCUACUGGAUGAGGGUGCGCAACUAGAGCAAGCUCUCGUGAGCUAUGCCCUAGCCGUUGUAACCAAACAAGGUCUCGGCUGGCACCGAGUUUCCCCACCUAGCAUUGUAUAUAGCCACAUCGCCGCAGCCUGUGGGUUUCAACCCCGCGACCCGAACGGCGAGCAACAAAUCUACAAUCUAAGCCAAUCCGCCGCCGAUGUCCAACGCGGUGUGCCAGAGCUCUGCCUCGCCGGCACCGCCGAGAUACCCCUUGCAGGAAUGAAAGCUGAUGCCCUACUUGAGGAGGCUGACCUCCCACUCAAGCACGUUGGCGUGUCGCGCAGCUACCGCGCGGAGGCUGGGGCCCGUGGCGUCGACACCAAGGGUUUAUACCGCGUACACGAGUUCACCAAGGUGGAGAUGUUCGCGUGGACGCCGCCCGACAUCGAUGCUACUACCGAGGUCUUCGACGAGAUGGUCGAUCUACAAACCGAGAUAUUACAGGGCUUAGGCCUAUCCUGCCGUGUUCUCGAGAUGCCAACGGCCGACCUCGGCGCCUCGGCCGCGCGCAAAUGCGAUAUCGAGGCCUUCUUUCCAAGUCGCCGUCGCGAUGGAGACGACGGCUGGGGUGAAGUUACAAGCGCGAGUAUAUGCACAGAUUACCAAGCUCGUCGUCUGGCCACGCGACUGAAAGGCAGCGCUGCUUCCGGCGGCAAGAUGGGGUAUCCCUGGACCGUCAACGGCACCGCGCUCGCCGUGCCCCGUGUUCUAGCUGCGCUGCUAGAGAAUGGCUGGGACGAAGGUGAGAUGAGCGUCGCUAUUCCGGAGUGUCUGCGUCCGUGGAUGGAUGGGAAGGAUCGCAUCGGUGCUAAACACCGCCGGAUCUGAGAGACGACGUCUACCGUGCCUACCUACUUAACCCAGUUGCAUACCUAGAUAUCCAGUAGGUAUCUAGGAUAUGUGAGAUAAUUUUGUGUCUAGGCAAAGGUAUUAUAUAUCCCAACUCUUUUUUAACCGUGUGUUUUCACGUAACGGUUGUUAUCAGUAAGGAACUUAGUGCCCCCUAGAUGGACGGGUGCUCUGACCAAAAAAAAAAAAAAAAAAAAAAAAAAAA